AUGUCCUCUGCUCAUGAUGCCACCACCAAGAUCUCCAUUGACAAGUUCGACGGCGACAACUACGCGACGUGGAGCCGCUACAUGCGUGGCGUGUUCCUGACCAAGUCGGCGUGGCACGUGGUGGACCGGGAGACCACCCCCACCUUCGCCGAUCCUCGCGCCAGUGACGACUACGUCAAGACGAACAACAUUGCGUUCGGCUUGAUGCUGCUGCACAUGAGCGCAGAUUAUCAUCACGUGGUUGAUGACUGUGAAGAGGCGUGGGUCGCGUGGGCGCGUUUGAAGACGCUGUACGGCGGGUCGCAGAAGGCUGGACGCAUCUACUUGAAGCGCCAGCUGUUCAGCAUGGAGAUGGCGGAAGGCGGCAAUGUGAUGCAUCAUUGCAACGAAGUCCUCAACAUCAGCGCGAAGCUCAGCAGCAUCGGCGCCAAGAUGGAGGACGAGGACGUGGCGAUCUGCUUGUUGCGCAGCCUCCCCAAGAGCUACGAGAACGUCGUGCUGAACUUAAAGAUGAGCAGCGCGGAACUGCGAUCGCGAGACGUCGUGACAGUGCUCACGAAUGAGCACAUCAAGAGGCAAGGUGACAAGACGACAUCGGUGAAGACUGAAGACGCGGCGAAGGCGUUCAGUGCCAAGCGUGAACCUCGCCAGUGUACAUACUGCGGAAAAUUGGGGCACACGGCGGAGCGGUGCUGGACCAAGCAGAAGGACGAAAAUCAAGGUGGAGCUCGACGCGGCGGCAACAAUGCUCGUGGACGCGGAGCCAACAACGUUCAGUGGCGAACCAACAGCAACUACGACGACAACUACGAUCGAGUUGCGUUCGCGGUUUCGCUGGAGGCUGGACUUUCGGCGGGCAAGAAUAUGCCAGGAAUGUGGGCAGUCGACAGCGGUGCGACGCAUCACAUCUGCAACGACAAAGCCAAGUUUGCAAGCCUGAAUGAGCGAGAGGAAGGCGAACUAUCAGUGGCUGAUGGCAGCAAGGCUGCGAUCAAGGGUGUGGGAACCAUCAUGGAACGGGUGGUUCUGCCCAAUGGUGACGAACGCGACAUCGAGAUCAAGGACGCACUGUUCGUACCAAGUAUGAGCAAGAAUCUGCUUUCGGUGCCACAGAUCAACAAGGGUGGCAGGUUCCAAGUCGUGUUCGAUUGA
Messenger RNA from Peronospora matthiolae, 1152 nucleotides. NCBI's taxonomy places the organism in Eukaryota, Oomycota, Peronosporomycetes, Peronosporales, Peronosporaceae. The record is from the annotation of a GenBank genome assembly.